Messenger RNA from Nannizzia gypsea CBS 118893, 612 nucleotides. RefSeq lists its product as hypothetical. Lineage: Eukaryota; Fungi; Ascomycota; Eurotiomycetes; Onygenales; Arthrodermataceae. The record is from RefSeq and is a predicted model, not a curated record. The coding region runs from base 1 to 612 and encodes 203 amino acids. The transcript has a single exon.
AUGGAACGAACAUUCAAAGUUGACCAGCAGCUUGAUGAGUUCGACAUACCCAUCAUUGACUUCUUCGCUUCCAAGCCCAACCAUACCGCCUUUAUAGUCGGAGCAUUCAUAUUCUCCCCAGCAAGAGAACCGACGACGACAGUCACCGACAAUGAAGCCAGACGCCCGCCACGCGCCUUGCUGCUCCGGCGAGCCAUAACCGACUCCCUGGGCGGGCUGUGGGAAGGCCCCGGGGGUUCCUGCGACGACACCGACGCAACUGUGCUGGACAGCGUGGCGCGAGAAGUCUACGAGGAGACCGGGCUGCACGUCUCUCGCAUACGGGAUCUCGUUGCCGUCGACCAGUGGGACAGAGUCAAGGGCGGAGAACACACCAAGGCCAUCAAAUUCACAUUCUGGGUCGACGUCCACGAAGCCCGCGAUGCGCCGGACUGGGAGAACCAGAUAAAGCUUGCUCCGAGCGAGCAUGAGCAGUACCGAUGGGUGACGGAGGCAGACGUUGCAAGAUACCUCGCCGGCCAGGAGGAGGCCAUCAAAUUCACGUUUCCAGUCGCCGCGAAGAACUAUCUCGAGGCAUUUGCUGUCUAUAACCGUGUAAUGAGGGUGUAUUAA